Molecule: messenger RNA, 952 nt
Organism: Zingiber officinale
Lineage: Eukaryota; Viridiplantae; Streptophyta; Magnoliopsida; Zingiberales; Zingiberaceae
Product: small heat shock protein, chloroplastic-like
Exons: 2
Coding region: 68-799 (243 amino acids)
Biological process (GO): response to heat
Source: RefSeq, a predicted model, not a curated record
UAAAUAAAGCCAGCACGCGGCUCCCAUUUCCGCCAUUGAUAAGGUAGCAAAGCAAUCGAAGAAGAAGAUGUCGGCAUUCUCGAGCACAAGCUCCCUUUCGCUUCCCCUCUUCUCCUACCGCGGAAGGCCCAACGCCGGCCAUCGCCUGCACCGCCGUGGGUGGGCCGUAUCGAUUCCUAGUAGAAGUCCGGCCGAUCUUUCCGUCAAGUCUAUGGCCGGCGAGGGCAGAGACAGUCUCGACCACCUCCAACGAGCCAGCAAGACGAAGCAGCAGCAGGAGCCGCAGCAGCUCAGUGCCGCGAAGAGGGCCGUUGCUUCGUCCUCGCCCAUCGGACUUUGGGACAGAUAUCCUUCUGCAAGGACAGUGCAACAGAUGAUGGACACCAUGGAGAGGAUUUUGGAGGAUCCUUUUGCUUACAGCGGGACAUCGUUCCCUGCUUCGAGCAUCGAUGAAUUCGGGGGCAAUUACAGGAGGGGAAGGAUCCCAUGGGAGAUCAAGGAAGAGCAAAAUGUUUACAAAAUGAGGUUCGACAUGCCCGGGAUGACCAAAAACGAUGUGAAGGUCUGGGUUGAAGAAAACAUGCUCGUCAUCAAGGCAGAGAAGCUGCCCAAGGAAGCAAGAGAAGGCGAAGACGAGGACUGGUUGGCAAAGAGCUACGGUCGGUACAACAGCAGGAUUGCAUUGCCGGAGAACAUCGAGCUAGGGAAGAUCAAGGCGGAGGUGAAGGACGGGGUGCUCUAUGUGACCAUUCCUAAAGCUUCACCUUCCAACAAAAAGGUGAACAUCAGUGUCCAGUGAGGCAUGCUGAUUCACACUCUCUUGUAGCCUUGUUUUGCUCCUUUUUGUAUCAGAAUGUUGGAAGAUGAGAACAAGCUUGGAAACUCAAGGUAAACAAGCAAUCUAGAUGUUAAAUAGAAUUUGGUCAAGAAAUCAAUGAAAUAAUUACAGCUA